Messenger RNA from Neopsephotus bourkii (Bourke's parrot), 4493 nucleotides. It is a transcript of the gene PTH1R, whose product is annotated as parathyroid hormone 1 receptor. Gene Ontology annotation, biological process: cell surface receptor signaling pathway; intracellular calcium ion homeostasis; adenylate cyclase-activating G protein-coupled receptor signaling pathway. Gene Ontology annotation, cellular component: plasma membrane. The record is from RefSeq and is a predicted model, not a curated record. The coding region runs from base 85 to 1701 and encodes 538 amino acids. NCBI's taxonomy places the organism in Eukaryota, Metazoa, Chordata, Aves, Psittaciformes, Psittacidae. Gene Ontology annotation, molecular function: peptide hormone binding; G protein-coupled peptide receptor activity; parathyroid hormone receptor activity. The transcript has 13 exons.
GGAGAAAUCAUCUGCAACGCUGGAAGACCUCUCGUCCUCCUACUUCCCUGAGCAAGCUUGGAUGCUGGAAGAAGCCUCUUGGAUAUGGGAUCAUAUCUGGUUUAUCACAGUCUGGGUUUGAUCCUCUGCUGCUCCGUCUUGAGUUCAGUCUACGCUCUGGUGGAUGCUGAUGAUGUCAUUACCAAAGAGGAGCAGAUCUUCCUACUGCUAAAAGCCAAGGCUAAGUGUGAACGACACCUCAAAGCCAAGGUCCCCAAAGUGCAUGAUGGCUUCUGUCUUCCUGAGUGGGAUGGUAUCGUCUGCUGGCCUGAAGGUGUGCCAGGCAAAGUGGUGGCUAUGCCAUGUCCUGAGUACAUCUAUGACUUCAAUCACAAAGGCCAUGCUUAUCGCCGGUGUGACCUGAACGGGAGCUGGGAGCUGGUCCCAGGCAACAACCGCACCUGGGCAAACUACAGUGAAUGUGCCAAGUUUCUCACCAACGAGACGAGGGAAAGGGAGGUCUUUGAUCGCCUCUAUUUGAUUUAUACUGUUGGAUACUCCAUCUCUCUGGGAUCCCUCACAGUUGCUGUCCUUAUCCUGGGAUACUUCAGACGUUUGCACUGCACUAGAAACUACAUCCACAUGCACCUGUUUGUCUCCUUCAUGCUGAGAGCCGUGAGCAUCUUUGUGAAGGACGCAGUCUUGUACUCUGGGUCAGCUUUGGAGGAGAUGGAAAGGAUCUCAGAGGAAGACCUGAAAUCCAUUACUGAAGCACCUCCAGCAGAUAAAUCACAGUUUGUAGGCUGUAAAGUAGCGGUUACCUUCUUCCUUUACUUCCUGGCAACCAAUUACUACUGGAUUCUGGUGGAAGGGCUCUAUCUCCACAGCCUCAUCUUCAUGGCAUUUUUCUCAGAGAAGAAAUAUCUUUGGGGAUUCACAUUAUUUGGCUGGGGACUCCCGGCUGUAUUUGUUACAGCAUGGGCCAGCGUGAGAGCCACUCUAGCCGACACAGAGUGUUGGGACUUGAGUGCUGGCAAUUUAAAAUGGAUUAUUCAGGUGCCCAUCCUGGCAGCUAUCGUGGUAAAUUUUAUUCUUUUUAUCAAUAUUAUCAGAGUCCUAGCAACCAAGCUACGAGAGACAAAUGCAGGGAGGUGUGAUUCAAGACAACAGUACAGGAAGCUGCUGAAAUCUACCCUCGUCCUUAUGCCUCUAUUUGGCGUUCACUAUAUUGUUUUCAUGGCUAUGCCAUACACAGAUGUGUCAGGGAUUCUUUGGCAAGUUCAAAUGCACUAUGAAAUGCUGUUCAACUCUUUCCAGGGAUUUUUUGUUGCCAUCAUAUACUGUUUUUGCAAUGGAGAGGUCCAAGCAGAAAUAAAGAAGUCAUGGAGCAGGUGGACAUUAGCACUUGACUUUAAAAGGAAAGCACGAAGUGGGAGCACAACCUACAGUUAUGGACCAAUGGUUUCCCACACCAGCAUCACAAAUGUAGCCACAAGAGGAGCACUUGCCCUCCAUCUCAAUACAAGACUUAUACCAGGGACCCUCAAUGGACACCGGAAUUUGCCAGGUUAUGUAAAAAAUGGCUCCAUUUCUGAAAACUCCAUGCCUUCUUCUGGACCAGAGCAGUACAACAAAGAUGAGGAGUACCUGAAUGGCUCUGGGCUUUACGAUGGAGACAGACCUACAGUACUUGUUGAAGAAGAAAGAGAGACAGUGAUGUAAAGACAGAAAGAGACAAAAGAAGCAAAAGGAUGAAAAAGGUUCCUGGAGAGCAUUUAGUAGGAAAAAGAGUAUCAGGCCGCGCAUUGGAUGCCAAGGGUUUCCAUACAGUUUCUCUGUUCUGUGGAACGAGAAGUUAAGUUAUAUGGGAAAAAAAAUGUGAGCCACCAAUGUGGCCAGCUGUUGAUCACAUACAUAUUCUCAAGUGAUCUAAGUCUCUCUGGUGUUAACAGAAGCAGGGCUAUCUAGAUCCACAGCCUUGCUACUGUUGAACAACUGAGAUACUGGGAGUUUAUGAAGGAGAGUUGUAUAGCAUCAAUGUGGUCCUUGGACCUCUUGGAGAGUGUGGGCAGCUGAGGAGGACAGAACUCUCACCCAGUAAAACAAGAGUCUUGCAGGGAGUGUACAGUGCCAUCUUCUCGUGAGGAUACAAGCCACGCUGAGCAUCAGUGUCUUCAGUUUGGUUUGCUGUUUCCCUAUAAAGUCUGCCUGGUAACACACACAACACUGAUCGAGACGGUCAUAGCUGCCCAUCCUUUCAGAUAAGCACUCAAUGCAGGCAGCUUAGUACCACUGGUCACAUGUUCUUCACUUCAGCAAUAUCACUCCUUGGCAAAAUGCUCCUCUGGGGUGAGCAGGGCUAACAGCUCAUGGCUGCUGAAUGCAGACAACGCUGUUCUCCUCUCCCUGACCUGCGUCCCAGUAGCAAGCCAGAAAUCAGUGCAGUUUCAGGAUGGAAAAUGUGCUUGUCAGAAUGUGUUACAUUUUUGUUCUUCCAGAUGUAGCAAAGAGAGGGGCCCACCAAGUGUGUUGAGGCAGGGUGGGGAAUUUGCAGUUCUUGGGUAUAUGUGCCUAUGUGUGUGUGGCUAAAAUCAGUUGAGAGGGUAGCUAACUCAGCCCUCCCGUUUUGUGGGUGCUCAUGGAAACAGGCUUCAGUCAGUUUUUAAACCUCUAAAUUGCUUCUUGUUCCGCCCUCUGAAUUUCCUGUUCCUUACUAGCCAAAACCCUCAUUAGGAGAAAAACUCCAUCAACAGUCUGCCUGUGUCACCCAGCAGCACAAGCUGCUGGAUACAGCCAGACAAACCUAAGCUCAUGAGAUCCAAAGGCAAUAUUUGCUGGAUAAAAGCACAGGAAUUGCUCAUGGAUGGUUACCUUUGAACAUCUUCUAAACUUUCCUAUUCUUUGCAUUUUGAUCACACACACAUGUAUGUGUACCAGGUCAGAAUCUUAGCUGAUGUUAACAAGUCUAACUUCAACCAGAUAAGAAAAUGCUUGCUCAGAUGAGGAAAUGUUAUUGCAGUUACCUCUGAAAGGUACCUGCACAAGGAAAUGCCUUCUUCUUACAGGAGACAAAGGCCAGGAAGAUUUUCAGUUUCCCUUGCCGGUGAUUCUUGCAGGGUGUACCAAAAGGUUGCUCUCUGAUACAGAUCAUCUUCAGCAGCGAUUAAGAGGUGAAGAGGUACAAUCCCUGUUGGCCAAUCAUGUGUUGUGUUGGGGCUGCCACACCAGCAGAUCAUCUAGCGAAGGGUCUCUGACAUUUUCCAAGCAUGAUACAAGAUUGCCCAGAAGUGGGAAGUCAGGAACAGUGACCAAACUUCCUGUUGCAGUACGUGCUUCCCCAAAGGAAGGACUCUUGCUGAGCCAGCCUGGAUCCUCAAUUCAGCCCCUGUCAUAACACCACUAUUUGCUUGUUUCAGUCUAAGAGUCAGCUCCUCAUGAUGCUCUUUUUUUUUUUUUUUCUUAUUUUUUUUCCUCUUGGCAAGUUUCUGGUAACUGAAAUAUUUCAACCGCACCUGACUGUUACUCAAAUGGAAUAGGAAAGAGGUAUUGGGCAAGUUUGCAGAAAUCCUCUGGGACAUAGGUGGGGCCAAUGGGUUAAUCUACCUUCUAUCCUGAUGCUUUAGGUACUGCUGCUGAGUCACAUCAACCAGAACUUCUGAGAUGCACCCAGUCAAUGCAACCAGCUGGUCUUCUGAGAGCAAAUUACUGACAUCCCAAAACUCUGAGGGAGGACAGGAAGAGAAGUGGGACCUUGACUCUGUAUCCCACAUCUUUAAACAACCUCUCAGGUUAGAGCCUGAUCCAAACCCCAGUAAAGUCAAGGAGAAAACCUCUUCCCUUCAAUAUCUGAGUUUUGGAUUCAGACGUGGUAGGGUAUGUGGUAGAUGAGAGGCAGUCCUCUGUCAGGCACUGAAACUCUAGCUACAGACAUACAUGAGAAGGUCUUUAAAAGCCAAUAUUUGUCUGUGACAUUCUAUUUGUGUCAUUAAAGUAGGAUCAAAUAUUAUCAAAAACAUUUUACACCAAAUGGCAGCUAUUUAAAUGUAAGGUUUUCAAAGAAUAAUCAUUCAUGCCAACAAUUAUCGUUGUUGUUGUUAUUCCUAUAACAAUACUAGCAAUAGUAUUACAGAGAAGUUAAGUAAUCUUGCAAGAGAAGUCUACGCUAGUGAAAGUGUGGCAUGAGGAGCUAACCAGCUCGGCAGAAAUCUGGGUCUAGGUCAGCCCAGCUAUGCUCACUGCUUGCUUUUUUCCCACAGAUGCUGGUACAGCUUCUGGAGGCAAUCAGAGGGGGCAGAAGUUAUUAACAGUUGGCUGUCAGAGUGUGUACAGCUGCGUUAUUUAGCAUCCCAUGUGGCUGAAUCAGCAAUGAGAGAGAACACUGAAUAUGCUGGCUCUGGCUUUCCAAAUUUCCAGAAGUACAUUGUGCUUAAAUCCUGCCAAGGAGAUGGAAUGACCCUCCGGAUUUUUUUCACUUAAAGAGAUUUCCUAGUAUCAUUUCAUUGCUGGAACAAAGG